AUGCGCUAUGCUAACAGCUCUGCUUCGAAGCAGGUCGCGUCAGCCAUUAGGCGAAAUGGUUUUGGAGUAUUCAGAAGACAUCUGGCCACAGAAUCAACAGCUACACCUAAAAAGAAACCCCGGAUUGUGCGCAGAAUAUUCUUCGCUACCGCUACCCUUACUGGAUCCUUCUACGUUGGCAGUGCUUUCCUCGCAUUCAACAACCCUGACUACUAUGAUUUCUUCUCGGAACAUGUACCACUUGGUCAAACUAUGCUCGAAUACGGUGAAGCUAACCAUUGGGAUACCAUGACACUGCAUUCUGCGAUCGACUAUACUGUACGAACAGCAACCUCAUUGAAGGAUUUCGUAACGGAGAAAGUCAAUGGGGCGCCAACAACGGUCAAAGAGGUCAAGACAAUGGCAGAGAAAACCGCACACGACGCUAAAGCCGCGACCAUCAGGACCAUUGCGGCUUCGAAAGAGCGAGUAAAGGAUGUGGCAGCACACGUUAAAACUGAUGUGCAGAAGGGGGAAGAUAAAGUUACUGGAAAAGCUGCGGCGAUUGCCAAACACCAAAGUGAGGAGUUGAUUGAGGGCCUUAGUGAUCUCGUCAAAAAGGCGGAAGAAGCUCUUGCCUUGAAACCUGGCAGCAGUUCUAAUCCUCCCGGUGCUCCUACCGAGAACGAGUCGACACCCGAAUUCAAAACAACGGAUGUAUACGAGGCCCCCCUUCCGGUUGGAUUUGAGCCCCCACCAGGCUUCUCUCGACCUCCUACCCCCAAAAAAGAGCCUCCUCCUCCCAAAUACGUUGACCUUCCUCUUGUUGCACCUGCUGUUUCAGAUCUUGCCUCUUCUGAGCCCAUAAUAUCUCAUUUAGCCGGGACAAUCGAUAACCUCGCCUCUUUCCUGAAAAGCAACCCCGAAGCGGCAAGUCGUGUGACUGACGUCCUUGAUCUUGCGAAGGCGGAUCUGUCAUCACUUGCUCAGCGAAUCGAAGGUGCGAAGGAAGAAGAGAGAAAAGGUCUCGAGACAAUGCUGGACGAGCAAACCAGAGAGUACACCCUAAAACUUCUUGAAGUCGAGAUGGAAGCACAAGACAGACUGGAUAACCAGGAGGAAGAAUUCAGAAAACUAUUUGAUCUCCGUCAGAGCCAACUCGUCCAAACUUACCGCCAGAAAUUAGAGGAGGAAUUGAAAACUCAGACUGAUCUUAUCAACGAGAGACUCAAAAACGAAGUUAUUGCCCAGGGCAUCGAACUCCAACGUCGCUGGAUCCGCGAGAUUAAAAUGCGCGUAGAGGAGGAGCGUGGUGGACGUCUUGCCAAAAUUGAUGAAUUAUCCACUCAACUCAAGCGUAUUGAAAGAGUUGCGCUCGAUAAUUCUGCUUAUCUGGAUGAAAACAUUCGUAUUCACGCGCUCUGGUCCGCCAUCCGUGCACUCUCUUCAUCCGCCCUCUCCUCUCAUGUUCGGAAACCUUUCCGAGAAGAGCUUCGGGUAGUGCGCCACAUUUCUGCUGCCCGUGAAGAUCCUGUCGUGUCAGCUGCAUUAGAAACUCUAGAAACUUCAGAGAUCCCUGAUAUCGGUGUAGAGCCCUUCGCCGACCUUGCAUCAUGGUACACAACGUCCGUUGCUCCCAAAGUGAGCACUGUAGCAUUGGUGCCAGAUCAAGAUGCCGGUUUGCUCUCACACCUCGCAAGUCAUCUCUUGAGUUCCUUCCGGUUCAAGAGACAUGGUCUAGUGGAGGGUAAUGAUGUGUUGAGCGUAUUGUCACGGGCGGAGUACUAUUUGAAUGAAAAGGAUCUCGAUUCUGCUACAAGGGAGCUGAAUCAGUUGAGUGGAACUGCUAAGGUCAUGUUGAAUGAUUGGUUAGAGGCUGCUAGGAAGCGUCUAGAAGUUGAACAAGCCCUUGAAGUGGUGCAUGCUCAAGCAACUCUCGCCUCAUUGCUCAUCGUGUAA
Molecule: messenger RNA, 1938 nt
Organism: Lentinula edodes (shiitake mushroom)
Lineage: Eukaryota; Fungi; Basidiomycota; Agaricomycetes; Agaricales; Omphalotaceae
Product: mitochondrial inner membrane protein Mitofilin
Exons: 4
Coding region: 1-1938 (645 amino acids)
Biological process (GO): cristae formation
Cellular component (GO): MICOS complex
Source: RefSeq, a predicted model, not a curated record